Messenger RNA from Etheostoma cragini (Arkansas darter), 2404 nucleotides. RefSeq lists its product as uncharacterized. The record is from RefSeq and is a predicted model, not a curated record. Gene Ontology annotation, molecular function: metal ion binding; NAD+ poly-ADP-ribosyltransferase activity. The transcript has 12 exons. NCBI's taxonomy places the organism in Eukaryota, Metazoa, Chordata, Actinopteri, Perciformes, Percidae. Bases 111 to 2240 code for a protein of 709 amino acids.
CUUCCUCUUCCAUUGAACCCAGCAUUCACUCAGCGAUUUCUGCUGGCUUUUUGUUGUCGGAGGUGGAAGGUAACACCUUAAGGAAACGGAAAAGAAGAGCGUUAAAAGUAAUGGAGUCGGAAAUAUUGAAGAUCAUCUGCGCCCAUCGAGGAUCAAUUGACACCGAUGAUUUGAUAUUGAAUCUCGGAUUAGGCGAUUCAGUUCAUGAUUUCAUUAGUAACCGAGAUAAAUUUGCUUUGUGUUGUCCUUACGGGCAGCCGAAGGUGGUGGCCAGGACCAGACUGAAAUUGUGUAGAGUCAGAGAGUGUCCGGGAUCAUGCAGGAAUCUGCACCUGUGUAAAAAGUUCCUCCUCACCGGAUCCUGUCCGUUCAGGACAGGAUGCAGAUUUUCCCAUGAGCUGGACUCUGAUCACAAUGCAGAGUUAUUGCGAGUGCAUGAGCUGGAGAGUCUGAGCCGGACCGAGCUGUGCACACUGCUGCUGCAGAGCGACAACUGGCUUCUGCCUGAUAUAUGUCAUAACUACAACAAUGGUGGCGGCGAGUUUGGCCUGUGUCAGGAGGGUUUCGCCUGCAAGAGACUGCACAUCUGUGAGAGGUUCCUGAACCGCGACUGCAGCUGCUCCAAGGCUCAUGAUUUUAAUGCUCCACAGCCAUACAAGAGCCUGCAGGAGAAAGGCGUGCCUGAAGACCUCACUCAUUCCUUGAAGUUGGUUUAUGCAAACAUAUUGGCUUUGAAGUACACUGACAGGCAAGAAAAGCAACAAAACUAUUCCACCAGGGAAUUCUUUGCCACUCCCAACAACACUGGGAGAGGGGGAGGUGUUCACCGGGGCAACAGAGGCAACAGGGGAAAUAGAGGCAACAGGGGCAACAGGGGCAACAGAGGAAAUAGAGGAAACCCAGGCAACCGUCAACCGGUGCAACGAACCUCUUCCACUGACGCCAUCCUUGCCGAAAUCAACGCCUUAGUUCCACACAGGAACGAUGGAAUGAACGAUUGGCUGCAACUAAACUCUUCCACCAGUGACAUCUCCGUUGCUGCCAACGACACUGAUGCAAGCAGCGACGAUGGUCAGAACAAAAAACAAAAUCCGAAUAAAACUCCAACAGCUGUCAGGGAGAAAGGCGGGAACAUGGUCAAACCCUCAACCAGUUCCACUAAUGACAACCCCGGUGUUGUCAUCGACGAUGCAAAAACAGAUGAUGGGCCGAACAAAAGACAAAGGCAAAGGCCUGCUAGAGAUAAAACUGAGAUCUGCAUGUUCUUCAUCAAAGGAAACUGUAUACAUGAGGAGCGAUGUUUUAAAGCCCACGACAAGAUGCCGUACAGAUGGGAGGUCAGAGAGGACGAUCAAUGGACCGCCUUGACUGAUGAUGAAAAUGAGGCAAUUGAGAAGGACUUCUGUGACCCUAAAAACACAUACAGUCAGCACCCCUACAGCACCCCACCUGUGCAUUUUGACACAAUGACCCGUGGAUCGAACAAAGUCCGACGUCUCUCUACCACAAACUCUUUGCUUGAGCCAACCUUCAUCCACACCACGGAGUGGGUUUGGUACUGGGAGGAUGAGUUUGGAAAGUGGAACAUGUACGCUUCAGCUUCUGGUGGACUCAAAGUAUCAGACGUAGACAGUCCUACACUGGAGCAAAGGUUUCUGGACAAUCGAGUCCCCCUGCAGCGCUCCUCGGAUGAAUUUAAGGAGAUUGAAACUCUUUUCUGUAAAACCAUGCGAGGCUUUGACAUUGUCCAAAUUGAGAGGAUUCAGAACAAAGCUCUUUGGGAAGUCUUUCAGUGGCAGAAAAAUCAGAUGAAGAACAACACCAAGAGACCCUUUGUGACUGAAAAAAAGCUCUUUCAUGGCACGGACUCUAAAUACGUAGAUGUCAUCUGCCACACCAACUUUGACUGGAGAAUCUGUGGAACUCAUGGAACUCUUUAUGGCAAAGGUAGUUACUUUGCCCGGGAUGCAAAAUACUCCCACAGCUACACCGGUGACUCUGAUGUCAAAUCCUUGUUCAUCUCACGGGUGCUGGUGGGAGAUUACACCAGAGGGUCCUCCGACUACGUCCGACCUCCUUCUAAGGACGGCGGAGACAUAAACUUCUUUGACAGCUGCGUUGACGACAUUAUGUCCCCUUCCAUCUUUGUUGUGUUUGAGAAGCACCAGAUCUACCCCGAGUACCUGCUGAAGUACAAGACCACGAAACCAAAGAAGUCUGAUUCCUGUGUCAUUGCUUAGGGACAAAGCUGCAAGACCCAACAACAAGGCCUUUUGGUAAAUAGGCAAUGCUAUCCAUUGAAGUGUACGGAGUGAAUGCAGUAGUGUCCCUCAGACUGCUUAUUUAAUUAGAAGAGCGUAUAACAUUAAAAUGAUUAAUGCCAUGGAUGAAAAAAGUGCAUUAG